Messenger RNA from Linepithema humile (Argentine ant), 3160 nucleotides. It is a transcript of the gene rha, whose product is annotated as centrosomal protein of 120 kDa. Gene Ontology annotation, cellular component: centriole; centrosome. NCBI's taxonomy places the organism in Eukaryota, Metazoa, Arthropoda, Insecta, Hymenoptera, Formicidae. The record is from RefSeq and is a predicted model, not a curated record. Gene Ontology annotation, biological process: positive regulation of centriole elongation; interkinetic nuclear migration; centrosome cycle.
UGUCAGUUUUGCAUAAACAGAAAUGUGUAGAGGUUUACAGUUUUGUAAUGUUAAUUUUUCGUUGAAUUUUUAGGCAACAUUUUAAUUUGGAAAAAUAAUAGUAUUAUUACUGCAAUAUUUAGCAUAAAUAUUUCUUAAUAUUUCUCUUUUUACUUCGUAAUCUCAACAAAUAGAACAUGUUUGGUUAUGUACCAUAUUUGUGUUUACAUGAAUCUGUUUCUAUGACAGCGGAUUUGAAUCGCGGAUAGUGCGAAGUAAAUCUUUGUAACAGAAUUUGUUAUUUUAUAUAUAUUUUAUGAAACCAAACGAAAUGGUAGAAACGGCCGAAUCGGAUGUGCAAAUUAUUUUGAGCAUAAAAGAAGGAAAGGGUUUUGAACAAGUUUUACAACCAACUUUAUUUACUGGAACCUUAAAUGGACAUUCUUUAGAAACUGACAGAAUAGAGUCAAGUGCGAAUCCGCAAUAUGCGACUGACUUGAUUUGGGAGACCAACAAAGCUGCACUGAGAAAAAUGCGAUCAGGGCAAGUUCCAUUAAAAUUAGAAUGCUUUGCUUUUAAAGAGAAUGGCUGUAAAGAAAAAAUUGGAUAUAUUGUGUUAAGUAUACGUUCUGCGCAUAUGACAUCUAAAUACAGAGAUUUGAGUCCAAAAGCGAAUUGGCACAAAUUGCUAGGAUUAAGGAAUGAUCUUAAAAUACAAAAGCCUGAAAUACUUCUUACAUUGAGAGUUGAAGAUUGGAAAAAUGUAAAUUCAAAUCUAAUUGAGAUAAAAAAUGUGAUGACAGUCGAAGAUAAUUUGCAAAAUGAUAAAAUAAUACCUUAUUUGUAUCCUGAUGAGCAAUUGAUCCAAUUGGGUUCUCUAAAUACCUGCUACGAAUUAUUUUUAUUAAGCAUCACAGCUGUGUACAUAGAAAAUUUACCUCUGUUAUUACCUGAACAUUUAAAUAAGGAUAAUGCUGUGCACUUUUCGUAUCGAGUUUUAGAAAACGAUGUAGAACUUAAACCAUUCAAGAUACAAUCUGAAAAACCCGAUUUUCUCCACGAAAAAGUAGUAGUGAGAAUACGAAGUUCUCUAAGUGUUUUAAAACAUUACCUGCAAGCAGAGCCACAUCUGUUAAUAUUUUUGAAACAUAAAAAUAGUAUAAUAGCUGAAUCAUCAGUUAAUCUGGAAUCCCUAGUGGUCACAGAUAAUUUGCAAGAAUUUCUUAAAUGUACUGCAAACACGAGUACUAUACAUGAAAGAUGUUUCCUAGCUCCUAAACAAAAUUUAGUAGAAAAACUUAUUGAAAGCCAAUAUCCAAAGUCCCAUCUUGAUUUACAACUCAAACUACAAUAUAUUGGAAAUAAAAUGGAUAUUGUACAUAACUUUGAUACAGCAAUAAGCUCCAAUAAUCACAUAAUACCUCGUGUUCAAUAUCAUAAUGAAGAAAAUACAAGUAAUGCCAGUCAGAGAUGUCCAGAGAUUGAAUCUCACAGAAAUCCAAGUGGUGAUUUUGGAAAACUCAAUUUUAACAACAUUUCUGGUGGAAUAAAAAAUGCAACAGAAUGCAGAAAUACAAAUAAACAGUCCAUUGAUUGCCAAUGCUUAAAACAUCAAGUGGAUAGAAGUGCAUGCUCAUGUGAUGCAAUGUUGUGCAAAUGUAUUAACAAAAAUUAUAUCAAAGAUACCAUAGGAUCUUAUCACUGUUAUUGUCUACAUAUCUCACUUAUGACAAUAACAUCAUUAUCUGCAAAAUUAUCUGAACGACAGAUUGAAUUUCGAUUUCAUCAUCCGAAAGCUGAGAUUACAUCAACAAUGCGUGCAAAAAUGCCACUUUUAUCGGACGAAAAAAUUAAAUUACAAGAUGUUGGAUGCCAAUCUUACUUUAUAUCUGCGCCGAACGAAAUAAAACAAUUAUUACAAUCAUUUCCGCCACAAAUCAGUAUAUAUGAUGUAAAUGAAGAUGCUAAACCACUGUCAUUGUUAACGCUUGACAUAAAACCACUGUUUCAUCAAGAUAAGCCCGAGUGUCAAUAUAAAUUACCUCUGUACGAUACAGAUAGAAAUAAAAUAGGGGAAAUGGAUAUUACACUUAAAUUAGAAAACUGUGGAUCGCAUUUUAUAUUAAAAAAAGAAACUGCCGAACAAAAUUUAGGCCCACCAAUAUUGGAUGACAGCUUAGCGUAUAAAAUAGUAGAUGAGCUCGAAACUUGGAAAGAACGUCAAAAGGAAAUGUUCAAAGCUGAGCUGAAGAAAAAGGAGGAACGACACUUGAAUAUGUUGAACGAGGAAUGGCGAAAACAAAAAGAAAAUUUAGAAUCGAAACUUGCAUGCAGCGUUGAACAAUGCAAGAUGCUAGCCAACAGUUUAAACAAUGCUACCGAAGAUUUACGAAUUCGUAGAUUAAAAAGCCUGGAAAAUGAAACUAGAUUGAUUAAAGCAAACGAAGAUUUACAAUGGAGAUAUGAAACUAAAUUACAAGAGCUAAAGGAUUCCAUGCUUGCAAUGCAAAAUGAUCUUGCAUCAAAGAUCACCAAACUUGAAGAAAAAAUUGCUCUAGAGGCGCAAGUAGAAAUAUUAUUGUUUGAAAAUGAGAGUUUGAAAUCGUCGAUGAGUCAACAGAAGGAUGAAUUACAAAUAUAUCAAGGGUCUUUAGCUCAAGAUAAAACUGAGUCUUUGCUGCAAGAGCUAAAAAUUCUCGAAGAAAAAUUGGAAAAUGCCCAGAAGGGGAAGUCAUUUUUUAAAGAACAGUGGGGUAAAGCGGUUCGUGAAAUACACAGGAUGAAAGUAGAUUAUCAACAAGAAAUGCAAGUUCAAAUUAAAAAUAGUAAAGAAGAAUUGAAGAACGCAGAUUUGGCGGAGAUUUUAUCUGCGGACACAGCAGCUUUGACCGAGGAUCAAAUCUUGCUUAACGAACUUCAAAAGGAAAUCGACGUCAUUAAACCGAGGCAAUUCUUCGCUCCGAAAGAAAUUUUUAUACCAGUCGACAAUGUCUGCUCCAAAGUAUCUUGGAACGGUAAUAUGUCUGACAAAUCAGAAGAGAACGAGCGGUUACAAGCGCUGAGAGAAGAACGCGACUCCCUUUUAAGGACCGGAAGUUACGCGACUGACGAUAUAAUAAUCAAAAAACUUAACACUGAAAUACGAUCCUUAUUGGUAAGUAGGUAGCAAAUUUAUUCCAAU